UUAUUUUUUUAUAGAUAUAAACCAUUUCUAGUUGAAAUUACAAUGUAUCUACUGUCAAUUUAUAAUUGUUUAGGAGUGAAAUACAGCGUUAUUAUUAAUGAUAUUUUUAGAGACUAACAAAAUGUACCACACACUAAACUGAUGAUCUCCUAAUUAAUCUUGAAAGACGAAGGUACUGUUAAUGGCAUGCGCGCGCGAGUGACCUCUCAACUCGACAACUCCACUAUGAUACACCCUGUACUACAAACAAAAUAGUAAUUCAUACUUUGAAUAAAUCCCAUUGUCGCAAACCACGGGUUAUUGUUUCAUUCUGUUUCACAAAUUUGUGAAAUAGAAUGAACCAAUAACCCGUGGUUUGCGACGAUGAAUAAACCCUACACAUUUAUUUCUCAAAUGAAACCCACACUUUAUAAAUCAAUAAUAUAUUUAUCAUUUCAUAGAUCUUGCUUGCACAUAAUUUUUUUUUUUCAACUUCGACUAUCAGUUGUAGAAACUGAAUUGCUUGCAUAAGGAUUAAAUUGAGGUUUUUGAUUUGACAAUUUGUAUGAAAGAAUCAAUAUGUUAUUGGGUUGGAAUGUGCUCUGUGUCAAUGCAUAUAAAUAUGGAAUGUCAAGUUUUCUACAAUUUAAAUUGAUAGCACCUACGGGACGAAACACAAUCCAGGUCUAAUUCGUAAAAUAAUAAUAAUAAAUGAAUAAUAACUAAGACUUGCUCGCCAAGGCCACAUCAUCUAAAUAAAAUUUCAGUUUAUUUUAAAAUCUUCAUUCAAUACCGGAUAAACAAACUUUUACAUCCGGUUGAUGGUUGGCAGACGCUGCACUUUAAGACGAUCCACGUGUAUACCCCUGGACCUAUACCCGGAACUGCCCAACCACAAGCAUUGGAUGUAAGUGUAAUGAGGCGUUCACGAUACAAAAACACUGCAAAUACGUAGAAGAAAAAACCAAACCAGAGGAACGAACUGGUAUUACGGGUAGUGAUGAGUCUAUUGAAAUAUGCAUAAGUUAAUUUCAUUAAUACCGGAUUAACUUUUUUUUUUUGGAAUUCCACUUUCUUCCCAUGUUGUGAUAAUAUUUCAGUACAAGCCACUAUGGAAUAGGGAUACAUCACGUGUACAAGUGUGCUGAUGUCGUCACGAAAUACUAAAAGUCAAUAAUCUGUAUGUAAAGUAGUCUCUUUCUUUUUUUAAAUUUAAAGAGACGCUCUUCCAAAAAUAGACGGAGUAAAUGAUGUCAGAGGAGGAAUUUACCUGAGUCACGGUCUUUAUCUCACCUGUGAAAAAAAUCAACGAAAACGAAGUACGUUGAAUUACACCUUUAGAUGUCGAACGAUCUGUGCGGUACAUCCGACAUGUAGUGUUGUGUAUAUAAUUAUCAUAUCGUGUUUGUUGUGAGAGAUUUGGGGAAAAUACAAGAACAUUGUAGCUGUUGUUGGUAUCAAUGCAAGAAAAUAGAACAAUGCCACAACGACAUAUCCACAGACGGCCCACGAUACCGUUGAGAAAGGAGGAGAGGAAAAGUUUGUCAGACUUAAUGCAGGAACCGCUGAUCCCCUCCCCAAUGCUGGCAGAUCUCCCAGCAAGUGACGGGCGUACUGUAGCGACUCUUCAGCGAUCAGACAGUUACAAGCAGGCCACAUCGAAAGAAAACAGAAUAUCUGUGUUAUUCGGAUCUAAUAGUGACUUUCACAAGAAAGAUUACGACAAAGAGAAAUACAAGACUCUUCCCUCUCAGAUAGGAACAGUUAGAUUGACCAGUAGGGCUACUUCCGGUCAGCGGAGACGGUCGGCAUCGUCAAAUUUACUGGACCGUCAGGAAUCGGGAAUUGUUCCGUCCCCGGAUACAGACGAAGAUCAGAAAAGUUCCGGGUCCGCGAGGAAAAAGAAAAGUCGUAUUCAGAAAAUCAAAGAGCGAGUGUUACAUAGUUUUCAGAAGCAGACGAUCACCGAGGAAGAAAGGCGCCAAAAGAAAAGAGAGAAACAAGGGAGACAGAAAAAAGUGCAAAUGAGAAGGAAGAAAAUGAAGUCCUCAUCCCUGGAGAUAAUCCACGAACAUUGCAGCGAGAAUGUAGCUCCCCAGAGUCGGCUAAAACGGAUCUUCUCUUUCAGGAAAUCACACAAAGUUUACAAUGAUGACAAGGAUCAUCGGGCCAGUGAUAUGGUACACAAGAAAGAUAUUAACGGGGGAAUACAUGGACCUCGUGGAUCUGCUUCUGACGGGAUUACAUCUCGCUUUCGCGACAGUGUAGACGGACCUGAGAAACCCGUGGACGCAGUCUUUAAAACUCUUAUUUUCGGUGAAAUUCCAAAUGGAUCUUCCGUUAACAGUGAAAGUAAAGAACGGGCACCUGUUCAUCACAUCAAACGUGGUGAUAGAAGCGGACUCUCUCUGGACUUACCGUCCUCACACAGGGGAGGACGGAGGGUGGUCCGAAGAUACUCCUCAAAGGAUGAAUCAAAGGAAAAGGUAUCAUCUGGAAGUGGUUGGUCCCGGAAGGAGAGACGAUACGUCCAUCAGGUGUCUGUGUAUAGUGACAUAGAGAUUGAUGGAGACGAAAUUGACUCUCCGGAAACUUCGGACAAACAUAAGAAAGAUGCCCGUUCAUUUGAUGAACUCUCGUCAGAAGAGCGAGAACACAGAAUAUCGGAGGUAGCGAACCGACUCAAGUUUAUUGGAGACAAAGCUGUUGAGAAGUUUAACACAGAGAGUUCAUCCCCAGGAGUGGAAUCGCCUCACAGGGAGGUCGGAGGUCACGGCGCAACGGCAGAUGACCAUCUGGUGCAACAACUUGUUGAAGAAUUCCGCAGAGAAGGAGACAGAUUCUCUGAAGAUUACAACCUUCGAUCCUUCACCCCGAUCGUUGUAGACAUUGCAAAGCAACACACUUACACACAGUUCAAAAAGGUCAUCCACACUUCACUACAGAAUACGAUUGGCUGGGAACAGAUAGCGCUCUAUUUCUAUCUGACUAGGACAGCAGUUCACGUCGCUAAGGGAAGUGUUGGUCUAGCACAGAUGGCGUACGACUACUUCCGAGAGACGUAUUCAGGCUGGGUAGAGGACCGAGGCGGAUGGGAAACUAUGUUGGAGGAAACAGACUGCGAGCUGGAUUAGUUUGGUGGUGACGUCAUAUCCUGGUGAAUUUGGAAUUUGAUAUACAUUCCGUCCUGACGGACCUCGGAAAUCCAUUAACUUUUUAUCGUUUACUGUCAUUGAUCUCAUCUAUUAUGUAUAUAGUUAAGCCAGUACAGAUACGUGCCAAAGUUCGAUCAUGUGAUCUCGCCUCCUUAUGGUUGACAUGAAUCACGUGACCUGCUUCAGCGGGAACGUUUUUUUUUUUUAAUUCUGGUGCAAUAUUAUAAGUAUAUUAUAUACAUGUAUUAAUUUCAUGUGUUUUGUUUUUGAUGUUUGUUUUUUUAAUAAAACAUUGCAACCCAUACAAAA
Molecule: messenger RNA, 3443 nt
Organism: Ostrea edulis (European flat oyster)
Lineage: Eukaryota; Metazoa; Mollusca; Bivalvia; Ostreida; Ostreidae
Exons: 7
Coding region: 1440-3113 (557 amino acids)
Biological process (GO): regulation of apoptotic process
Source: RefSeq, a predicted model, not a curated record